This is a messenger RNA of Rattus norvegicus (Norway rat), 1760 nucleotides long. RefSeq names its product kynureninase (gene Kynu). Lineage: Eukaryota; Metazoa; Chordata; Mammalia; Rodentia; Muridae. Gene Ontology annotation, cellular component: cytoplasm; cytosol. Gene Ontology annotation, molecular function: pyridoxal phosphate binding; kynureninase activity. The record is from RefSeq and is marked validated. Gene Ontology annotation, biological process: NAD+ biosynthetic process; 'de novo' NAD+ biosynthetic process from L-tryptophan; L-tryptophan catabolic process.
UGAAAAGGUACUGGAAACUGAGGACCCUAUCUGGAUCAAAGCAGUUUCUGAUGGAGCCCUCGCCUCUUGAGCUACCAGUUGAUGCAGUGCGGCGCAUCGCGACUGAACUCAAUUGUGACCCAACCGAUGAGAGGGUGGCUCUCCGCUUGGAUGAGGAAGAUAAACUGAAGCGUUUUAAGGACUGUUUUUAUAUCCCCAAAAUGCGGGACCUGCCUUCAAUUGAUCUAUCUUUAGUGAAUGAGGAUGAUAAUGCCAUCUAUUUCCUGGGAAAUUCCCUUGGUCUUCAACCGAAGAUGGUUAAAACAUACCUGGAGGAAGAGCUAGAUAAGUGGGCCAAAAUAGGAGCCUAUGGCCAUGAGGUAGGGAAACGUCCUUGGAUUAUAGGAGAUGAGAGCAUUGUAAGCCUUAUGAAGGACAUUGUAGGAGCCCAUGAGAAAGAAAUAGCUCUAAUGAAUGCUUUGACUGUUAAUUUACAUCUCCUGCUGUUAUCAUUCUUUAAGCCUACACCAAAGCGGCACAAAAUUCUUCUAGAAGCCAAAGCCUUCCCUUCUGAUCAUUAUGCGAUCGAGUCACAGAUUCAACUUCAUGGACUUGAUGUUGAGAAAAGUAUGCGGAUGAUAAAGCCACGAGAGGGGGAAGAGACCUUAAGAAUGGAGGACAUACUGGAAGUAAUUGAGAAGGAAGGAGACUCAAUUGCUGUGGUCCUGUUCAGUGGCCUGCACUUUUAUACUGGACAGCUGUUCAACAUUCCUGCCAUUACACAAGCCGGACAUGCAAAGGGCUGUUUUGUUGGCUUUGACCUAGCGCAUGCGGUUGGAAAUGUUGAACUCCACUUACAUGACUGGGAUGUUGACUUUGCCUGCUGGUGCUCCUACAAGUAUUUAAAUUCAGGAGCUGGAGGUCUGGCUGGUGCCUUCAUCCAUGAGAAACACGCUCACACGAUCAAGCCAGCGUUAGUGGGAUGGUUCGGCCAUGAACUCAGUACAAGAUUUAACAUGGAUAACAAACUACAAUUAAUCCCCGGGGUCAAUGGAUUCCGAAUUUCCAACCCUCCCAUUCUGUUGGUCUGCUCCUUGCAUGCCAGUUUAGAGAUCUUUCAGCAAGCAACUAUGACUGCGCUGAGGAGAAAAUCCAUUCUGCUGACAGGUUAUCUGGAAUACUUGCUCAAACAUUACCAUGGCGGAAAUGACACAGAAAACAAGAGGCCAGUUGUGAACAUAAUCACCCCAUCCAGAGCAGAGGAACGAGGCUGCCAGCUGACACUGACCUUUUCCAUUUCCAAGAAAGGCGUUUUUAAGGAACUAGAAAAAAGAGGAGUCGUCUGUGACAAGCGAGAACCAGAAGGCAUCCGGGUGGCCCCGGUUCCUCUCUAUAAUUCUUUCCAUGAUGUUUAUAAGUUCAUCAGACUGCUUACUGCCAUACUCGACUCUACAGAAAGAAACUAGCCAUGCUUUCUAAAUAACUCAAGUAAAUCUCACACACUGGGGCUUCCACUUCUACUGCAUUUUAGUCAUUCAAAAGUCUCCAGAAAUUGAUGGCAUAGAAAUGAUGAUGAUUUUAUAAACUUACAUAAAACCUGGUACAUGUUUUAAUAUCUGUGUCGCUGAUGUGCUGUGGACUAAGAAGUCACAUUUUACAUGACUCCAACCUACAGAUGACUGUCUUGAUCAGCUGUCACCUUCCAUGGUCACUGAAAGGUUGUGUGUUUAAUUUGUGACUGAAAUGACAACAUUAAAAUGUAUCUGGACUUCUUGUAUAAA